CGAACAUUUGCGAUACACACGAAUUCGCAUCCAUAACAUGUAUAAAGUGCGACUAAUCGAUGCAUUAAUUCUAAAUUAACAUCAAUAUUACUAUACAUCAGUAGAUAUAAUAGAUUCUUUUUAUUUUCGACAGUUCAUUUUCAUCAUAUAAUUCAGUAUUUUAUUAUUCCAGAGGAUUCGCUCAGGUUCUCCCCAGAUAAAUUUUUCGACAUAAAGCAUCGCGUCUAACACACUUGUUCAUUCUAUCAAGCACUUCUAACGUCAAAGGAUACCAUAACAGUUUAUACAUCAUCGCACAAAUAAUUAUGGAUACGCCGAUAAAUUCAUUAAAGAUUAUCAUCUUACUGACACUAACGAUGACCUGCAUUCUUGGCGCACCAGCUAAUGAUAAAUCAGUUGAACAAGAUAACGAAAGCAAUAGUAAAAUCUUAAACGAAGUUGGUCCAUCACAAGAAGACUGGAAACUUUAUGAACAAUUGAGCAAAGCUAAAGCUUUUGAUCCUUCUAACGACUCAGGUAAUAUCAAGAAACUCUUUAAGGAAAUCGAGGAAUUCUCGCAACUAGCGCAAACAACUUCUUUACCAAAUGAUAACAAUGACAGCACAAGAGGAAAUUUCGAUGACAAAAUAGUACAAAAAGAUUCCGAGUCCGCUUCUUCAGACUGGUUCAAUUCCUUAUGGAAAGAAAUUACAGCCCGAUCAAGUAACGAUGACGACGAUAGUGAUAGAACCCAACCCAACACUACCACCACUGAGACGCCAAUUGACGUCUUAUCGUCACAAGUAGAUCAACAGCAAAAUGAAGACAACGGUCCUGUUGAAGAUAUCGUAAAAAAUUUGUCUGAUGACCUAAAAAAAUUUUACAAUAAAAUCAAACAAAUUAUCAAGGUGGUGAAAAACUGGGUCGAACAACGCAAGGACGGGGAUUAUGUUAGUGAAAUGACUGGCAGCGCAACCGAACAAGAUGGUGUUUUUGUAAUUGCUGACCCAAUAAUUGGUGACAAUGAUAAAUCCAACAAAUAUGUAUUGCCAAUCAAUGCACAAUAAAAUGCAUAUUUAACUUAAAAAAUUAAAUGUUCCAAGUAUAACUUAUUUGCACUAUAAUUAAUGUAUCUAUCAUUACUUCAAUUACUUUAUCAAUUUUUAUGUUUCAUGAAAUUAAGUUCCUGAAGUCUUGUUAAUGUACAAUAGAAAAUGUUCACCAAAAAAGGAAAUCAGUAUUAACCUUGCAGUUAUAUAUUCUAGUUAUUAAUUAUGUAUAGUUAUAAAAAUAAAUUAUGAUUUUAUUAUAAAA
Daktulosphaira vitifoliae (grape phylloxera) is the source of this 1293-nucleotide messenger RNA. RefSeq lists its product as uncharacterized. The record is from RefSeq and is a predicted model, not a curated record. NCBI's taxonomy places the organism in Eukaryota, Metazoa, Arthropoda, Insecta, Hemiptera, Phylloxeridae. Bases 306 to 1046 code for a protein of 246 amino acids. The transcript has 4 exons.